Molecule: messenger RNA, 7837 nt
Organism: Penaeus vannamei (Pacific white shrimp)
Lineage: Eukaryota; Metazoa; Arthropoda; Malacostraca; Decapoda; Penaeidae
Source: RefSeq, a predicted model, not a curated record
AAGACGUCCAUCACGAAGAAGGUAACCAGCGGCACCACCGACAACCACAUCCCCCACAACAUGAACAAGAGGGACAUCAUUCGCGCCACGGACUUCAACUUCCUCAUGGUCCUCGGCAAGGGAUCCUUCGGCAAGGUCCUCCUGGCGGAAAGGAAGGGCACCGACGAGCUCUACGCCAUCAAGAUCCUGAAGAAGGACAUCAUCAUCCAGGACGACGACGUGGAGUGCACCAUGAUCGAGAAGAGGGUCCUCGCACUCGCUAGCAAGCCGCCGUUCCUCGUCCAGCUCCACUCCUGCUUCCAGACCAUGGACCGGUUAUACUUUGUAAUGGAAUACGUGAAUGGAGGUGACCUGAUGUUCCAGAUCCAGCAGUGUGGCAAGUUUAAGGAACCAGUAGCGGUAUUCUAUGCAGCGGAGAUUGCCAUUGGCUUGUUCUAUCUACACUCCCGCAGCAUCGUUUACCGCGACCUCAAGCUUGACAAUGUCUUGCUGGAUCAGGAUGGACACAUCAAGAUCGCCGACUUCGGUAUGUGCAAAGAGGGCAUCGGUGGAGAUAAGACGACCAAGACCUUCUGUGGAACUCCAGACUACAUUGCUCCCGAGAUCAUUCUGUACCAACCAUACGGGAAGAGUGUAGACUGGUGGGCCUACGGAGUGCUGUUGUACGAGAUGCUGGUGGGUCAGCCGCCCUUCGAUGGAGAGGACGAGGAAGAGCUUUUUGCCGCGAUUACCGACCAUAAUGUCUCUUAUCCCAAGGCUCUUUCUAAGGAGGCGAAGGAAUGUUGCAAGGGUUUCCUGACGAAGCAGCCUCAGAAGCGACUAGGCUGCGGUCCUAAGGGAGAGGAAGAUGUUCGAACACACCCCUUCUUCAGGAGAAUCGACUGGGUGAAGCUGGAGAACCGAGAGGUGCAGCCGCCCUUCAAGCCCAAGAUUCGUCAUCGAAAGGACGUAAGCAAUUUCGACAAGCAGUUCACUUCUGAGCGCACAGAACUUACGCCUACGGACAAACUCUUCAUGAUGAAUCUGGAUCAGACGGAAUUCUCUGGCUUCUCCUACCUUAACCCCGAGUACAUUCAACAUGUAUAAGAAGAUGUAUUUACAUGUUUAUGUACCAGUUUGUCUGCACUUGUUAUAUGACAAGCAACUUUUUCAUUUGUUAUACCUGUUUUGUUACGAUAAAUAUUAUUUGUUUAAUGAUGUAACCUGAAUACUGUGGAGAAUUCCAAAGUUAACAAUGUAUUAGAAAUGCAUAAGAUCUUACUGUAAAAUGGUAUUCAAAUUUUUUCUUUGAAGAAAAUUUGAUUUAAAUGUUGCAUAUUGCGCCUGACAAAUGCUCGAGAGAAAUAUAUAUUUUUUUCUCAUACUUGCUAAUAUUAAGGAUUAGUGUUAAACUUGAAAGUAGUUUCUUUCAAAUGCCUUUCUCUUUAAUACUGUUUUGGUGAAAUGCUUUGUAUGAACAUUUUUAUUUUCCUGUUAAGUAAGAAACAGGAUAGGCAUUUAUUCCUCGGAGCUAAAGACAGAUCUUGUUCUACAUGAAUGAGAAUUAUAUGACCAAAGUCUAGUAUUAUAAGAAUAUUGAUGUAAUGUUUACAUUAUUCAUUCUAAUACAAGUUACCAAGAUAAAAGGUAAGCAAUAAAAAAGUAUAAAAUUAUUGUCAGUAUUAAAAUGGGUUUAUAGUUACAGAAAUGGCAAGUUACAUGAAACAUGUUAUGGAAUUCUGUAUAUAGAAUAUAAAUUUUUUCCCCUGUUGUUUAUCAAAAUGAAGAUAUUCUAGUGAAAUUUUUAGUGAAAUGAAUAGAAAUAAUUAUUUUACAUUCAGUUGAUUUACCUCUGUUGCUAAUACCUCUUUUCUGUUACGAAUGUAUUCUCUAUUCAUUCAUCCCAUGUGGUCCAUCAUAUACCUGAUUGCUGGUUUAAGAUUAAGUAGAGUGAUAUUACCAUGGGAUAAUACUACUGUUCAUAAGGUGGUUGAAUGGUAUGCUAGCCUGUGGAGGAAGAUUACAUCCAACUUUAUGAUAUUAUUCACUCCCUUCUCAGUUCUGGAGAAUUAUAAAGAUUGUCCCCCUUGAAUCAGUACCUAGGUUUGCCAAUGUAAGCCAGAUAUCCUGUUUGACUGAAAUUCAUCAGCGCUUACUCUUGAAUGCCGUUCCAGAUUGACCAUGAGGAACACUGUUUUAGUAUGCCAGUUUUAGUUACCUGUUAGUGUUCCACAAUGUAUUUCUGUAAUUGUUUAUUUUUAAAGGUUGAAUUACAUCAAGUGAUUCUUUGUUUGUAGGGUUCUUCAUACAGGUACACUUUUAUACUUCUAAAAAUCUAGUAUAAUCAAUUGUUUCCAUAUUACAUGUUUAAAGACAUUUAUAUUCACCCUCAUUUUCACACAUAAAUGCAACUCACUCUCUCAUGCAACAAUGCCAACAGAUACUCCCAAAUGCGAAAUUGAUAUCAAACAGAUCUUUAGCAAAGUUCUAAACCAUUCUUAUACCAAAUGUAGUACAUGAAAAAUGUUGGUAAGUUUAUCAGUAGACUUAAUAUAAUUCAAAUUCUUCCCUUUGAAAUGUGCAAUAAAUGCCUUCUGUGUGCUAAAAUUCUUAUUAAGAUUUAUACCAGUGUUGUGAGAUAGUAUUAAUUCCUAGUCAUUCAUCAUUGAUCUAUGAAAGCAUCUAGUCAACAGGCUUAAGAGCUGCUAGAGUAGCAUUACAUUCUAGUGCAGUAUUUUGAACAACUCGUGCAGGAAGAAGUGUAUAAAUGUUUACUAAGUCUUAUUACUGUUUGUACCCUGUGGAAAUUAGAUAUACUAAUGCAGGUAUCAGUCAUAAGGGAAAAUAGUAAUGAUAACUCAAUAGAAGUUACUUUGGAACUAUGGAUAGCAUGUAUUUCUUAAUGAAUUCCAUCUCAGAUUGAUUUCUAAACAUUUUUGUCUUCAGUAACAUAAUGGGUAUUAUUGGCAAAAAAGAGAAUGAAUGAAAUGCAAAUUGCAAUUUUGUAUAUUUUUUAUCAUUUUGACCUGAUUCUGAACACUAUAAGCACUGUACCUGUAUAUUUUUUUGAUACAAUGGCAUAAAAGAAAAACAUUUGUCCUGUAGAUUUUAAACAAAUUAGUUCCAUAAUGCAAUAAGUGCAUUCCUUAUGUAUUGGUGUUAUUAGGAUAUUUUUGCAUGUGUAUUUAUUUGUACCAUGCAUUCAAAACUGUAUGUCUUAUUUCACAGAAAGAUUCUCAACACUUGUGAUUGAAUAUAAAGUGAACCUUGACUUCCUGGUAAUUACUAUUUUUUAUCAACUUGAGUGUGAGAUACAACAUUGAAGGUGCAGAUAAUAAGUCUUUGCUGAAAACAAGCUAGCAUUUUGAUUUUUAGUAAUGUAGAAUGCAGGGGGAUCUGAUUCAGGAGUCAAUGAAAAGGAAAUAAAACAAUACUUUGUAAAUUAUUAGAUUAGUUGACUAAAUAUCAGUAAUAUUGAAACAUUUUGAUACUUUUUGUGAUUGUCUUAAAUCCUUAUACUUUCAUGAAACUUCAAGAAAUACUAUUCCUCUAUUUAAUUUAAUGUUAUAUAUAUAAUUGAUUUUUUAUCAUGAUAAACUUGAGCUUAUCAGCUAUGAUAUGUAUGAUACCUGUUAGUAUUAUCACUACCCUACAGCCUUUAAUAGUAUUUUAGUAAUGAAAAAGUAUCUAUGCUGCUGAUAAAUUCCAGUGUCAGUACCAAAGAAGAAGCAGGCUAAUAUAAGAUAACAUGAUGUAUAUUAUUCAUAUUUCCUUCUUCCAUUAUCACAUAUACAAAGUACCAACUUCCUUUAGGUAUUAGUAUUUCUUUAAACAGCCUUCAUAAUAGUGAAAGUGAAAAUCUGGCCUACCACUUCACCUUACGGUAUUGGUUUUAUUUUCGGUGUGAAUGAUCAGGUCUGUAGUGAUAACCUUUCAUGCUCUUAAUGUGUAUGAGUCAAAAACCAUUAGCUUUUGUAGUUUUUAUCUUCCACUAUGUAUCUUUAAAAGUUAAGGUUAAGAUCAAAGGCUUAUAUGAUUUUCUACAUAUGCCCCGCAGUGUGUUCUGCACAUCAGGAGGAAAGAUAGUUAAACAGUAUUAAGCUAAGAGGUAUGGAUAAGAUGAAGAAAGUUCCCAAAUUAUCUCCAUACGCACUGUGGCUAGAAUGAUACCAUACCUGGGAUGUGAAUAUUUUUGCAUAGAUGAUUGAGGCACUCUUUGUUUUUUAAGAUGCAUAUGGUAUAAUUUUUUUUUUUUUUAUUCCUUUAUUCCUUUUAUGAAAAUUAAUCUCUUCCAAGUCAUAGCAACUCAAGUCUUGAUAUUUUUUCUUUGAAAAAGUUGUUCCUUUUAUUUUCAUAUUCAGACAUGUCAUAAUAUAAUUGCAUAGUAGGUAUUCAUUCCACAGUGAAAUAUUUGUACAAUACUUGUGAGUGUAUAAGUAUUUUGUUUCUUGGAUUAUUUUUCACAUAUAUAUUUCUUUAAAGUAAAAGCUUAAAGUUGCUGCACAUACUAAGCUGCUUUUUUCAUGCCUCUUUAAUAAGCCUCUUUUAGUUUGGUGUUCAUCUCGUUGUUUUAUACCAUCAAUCAAAUGAUGAAAUUAUUGUAAGCAAAAUUUGCUGAAUUGUUAACAGGAAUGUGUAUCUUGAGCAGUGUGGGGAAACUGUUUGUGGUUUUGUUAACCUUUGUGGUAGAAUUCUAUGAAUUUUUCACAUUCACAUUUGUGAUAUAUUUAGAAAAUCAUCAGAAAUGUGAUAUCAUUCCAUGUCCACAUCCACAAAUUAUUACAUUCUGUGUCCCUACACUGCCAAUCAUAUACAAAACCCUAAAUAUGUAUCAGUGCUGUAUACCUAUCAAGAGUGGCGUUGUGUCUAUUUAUAUAAGUAUUUUACUUAUUUUAAAAGAGGGAGAAGCGUAAUUACACAAUCUAAUGUUGUAGGUUGUGUGGGAUUUAGAAGUGCAUCUCCUUGGUAGCAUUGCCUGAGAGGUUGUUCAUUAGGAGUCUGAAACUUGAAGAAUUAAUGUUAAGAGAUUAUUGGCAGAAGUAUAAACAGCUGUUGGCCAAAGAAGAUCAAAUAUACAAGUUGCAUUGCAUAUUGGCUCCCAAUAAGAGAAUUGUCUAAGUUCAAGAAAAAUUUUGGCAGUGAGGCUGAAUUUAUAGGAAUGUAAACAGUAUUGAAUGAAAUUGACAAGGAAUGUUAUGCUAUGUAGGGAGAUUCUCACAUGUUUCCCACACACAUUUUAUAGUUCCCUUUGUGUGUACAGUUUUAUCAACUUGACACCAGAAAUAGUUGAAUUACUGUUUGUUUAACAUGUGCCUCAUUUAAAAUCGUUCUUUUAGAGUCUAAUAUUAGCAGCUGUUUAUGAUACAUGAAAAAUGAAAAAGUCCUUAUUUCUUGGCUAUGAUAUAAAUUUCCUUUAUUUCAAAACCUUAUAGUGCAUAUGGAAAUUUUAGCUUAUGGUUUCUAGUUACGUCAUGUCCACAGGGUUACCGGUUGACUGUCUGGUCAUCUGGUGUCAUGUUGCUUUUCUAUUAUUGUAGGGCAUAGUUCCGUCUUGCUUGCAACGACAGAGGAAGUCUUCUAUUCUUGGGCACAUUGCUCCCAUAAAAUUCUAGGUCCAUUUGUGACAUCACUAGAUUAUGAUUUAUGGGCUUUAACUGAAUAAAUAUUUUUGUAAGGAUAUUUUUAUGUGAACGCAGAGGCUAUGAGUUACCUUACAGAAUUAACCUUAAAAAAAGCCUUGCACGGAUAGGGAUAUGUGAAUAGGCAUUUUACACAGAAUGAAAAACUGCCAGAUCUGCUGCAUGUAGCAUUUUAUAAGUUUCACAUUAGAUUUGCUUUGAAAGAUCUUCCUUGUAACUUUUGAUUGGAAGUUAUUUGUAUUAGGUAGUAUAUAAAUUGUCUCUAUUCUUGCAGCCUGAGUUCUAGAAGUUGUGGUGGCUUAUUCAGAACAUUCCAUGACAUUAGCAUGAAAUCAAAAUAGAUUUUUGAUCUGUAAGACAAUUUUGGUAGAUUUUUAAAUAAUUUAGAAUUAAGUGCAAAUAUUAUUGGCAAAAUUGAUUUUAAAAUUCACUUUCAAUUAAAUGGACAAUUUGAAUUUUCUAAAUGAUUUAAUAGUUUAGUUGAAAGAAUAUUUAAGUAUCCUAAAAUCUCUAAAAAUUGUUUUAUGCUUCCAUUAAUCCAAUACAUGGAACAAGUGAUACAUGCUUGCUGUAUUGCAAGCUACGACCUACUUUGUUAUUCUUUGUGCUACUGUUGAAGCUAUUAUUUGGGUCCAAAGACAGAUGGUAUAUGUAGGUGUAGCAGAUGGAUGUCUGUAUUUAUCAUGAUAAUUUUACUAUUUCAUGUAUCUGAGUGUUACAUGAAGCAUUAAUGGGAGGGAUUUUCAGGGAAAAUAUAUGGAUAAAGAAGACUGAAGCAAGUGCAUGAAGCAACCCUUCAUGUGUGAAUAUUUACCUUUUCUUUGAGAACAUCUUUAUAUCAUGGAUCAAACAUGAGUUGCUUUAGAAAUUUUAGCUAUUCUUGUUUCUAAGACCAUGAUGAAAAGAGCUUGAGAAUCUUUGUACAGAGAGAUACCUUAAAACAUUGGCCAAAGCUCUAGAAUAUUAAUAUCAGGGCAGUAAAAGUAUCUCAGACAUAUGUCUUCUUGUUUUGAAUCUGUAAUCAAAUAAAAUUUGUUGAGACAUUAAUCUCUAGUUUAGUUAAUCAUAUUUAGCAAUAAUGGAAGAUAACUGGGAAUAUUCAUGUAUAUUUUCAGUGUUCAUGUAUGUAAUUGUUUCCUAAUUGUUUCAAAUGUAUUCUUUUACAUAAAGCCUGGUUGAUGAAUUGAAUAUUACUUGAAGUUAGUAUUAAUAUAUUAUUUGUACUAAAGUGACUUUUGUCUCACAAGCUUUCAAGAUCUUAUAAGGAUACAACUACUUAAAAUGGAAUGGAGGUAAAAGAUAUUUCUAAGGAGUGCUCUUGUACAUAAUUCUCAGUGUCUCGUUUGUGGCCAAAGUUAUCAGUAUUAAUCCUAAGAUCUUAAAAGCAUACUAUUUUAGGUUAUUCAGAACUGGAGUAAGACAUUACUCCUAAACUAGUACAGUCAGGCAGAGUUUGGGAGUGGCAAAACUAAAGCUACUUUGUAUUUUCAGCAUCAGGACUCCUAUUUGUAACUUGGCCAAGAUUGUGAAAAAUGAAGACAUUUCUUGUGUACAUACAUAUUUUAUGUUUGAUUAUAUGAUUUUAAUGCAGACAUGUUAAGUAAGAAAUACUAAUGGCAACUUUAGUUUUGCUGUUGCCAAUUGUUCUCUUUACAGUGCAAUUGCAUGAAGCUCAUCAUAUAUUGUCUUUUCUUCCAGUCUGAGUGUCUGAUACUCUAAUGUGUUACCUUAAGUCUUAAUAGUGUUGUAGCUAAUGGUAGAUGUAAAACAGAAAUUCUAUCAUUAGCUCCCAACUAGUAAACAUGAAAUCUUAUUACUGAUUUAUCUGUCUGUAAUAUAAUUUUUGUGACAAUUCUACAUAAGUACACAUUACUUGAAUAAUCAUUGCUACCAACUUAAAUAGUGAUAAAAUUAAUUCCUUUUCUGUGUAGGACUCCAUAAUAAUAAUAAACACAUCAAUGUUGAUGUUAAAUGAUUCUUGUGUGCUAUUCCAUUCAAGCCUAUUUCUAAUGUUAGAUCAGAAAACUAGGUUUUCUUAUAUAUUAGUAAGGGUCUCUAACCUAAGGAGUUUUUUGCCAUGACCUCAUCCUUCUGCUCUGUUCCUCUACAGUAACUGGCCCAUGUUGCCAACUGUUACCAGUGUGUACUGUGUAUAUAUGCAUCCAUUAUUAGGUCAUUUGUUGUCUUGUUGAGCCUGCCAAAUAUAUCAUGUAGACAUG